UUGACUCCACAUUUCGUGCAUGUACAAUGAUGGAGAGGUAGAAAAGCAUAGCUAGACGUUAAGUAACCAACAGUAACCAAUGGCUGUAGCUCCUUUUUAGUGACCGCGCACAGCGUCAGACCUCCACACGCUGCGUUCGAGGGGACUGAUAGCACAGGCACAGCGCUUCAGGCAACGCCACAAACCUGAUCCACUGUACAGUAGCUACAGUACAUGUAAGACAGGGAUCAUUUUCACUAGAGAUGAUAUCAAAUUGACGCAAUCAUCAUCCCUGGAUUUCCCUGGCCUUAUGUUGAAAUGGCAACAGGAAGGAAAAGCUCCACUUCAAAAGGUGGAGUACAUUUCACCGAUGACAAUGAAGACAUUCCCAUUAACAAAAGCUGUGAUGAAAAGCUUCAGGAUAAAGUCAUUGCAGCGCUACUAGAACCUGAUGGUGCAUAUCUUGUUAAGGUGGGAUUUUUAAGGAUCCAUCACAAAUAUGAAAUCAUCUUUUCUUUGCCGCAAAUCCCAACACUAGGCAAAGAUGUCUGCCUUUCUCCCGCACUCCGCAGUACUGCAAAACCACGACUACGUGCAACACGCAUUACACCACGCCCUGAGGGGGGAGUGAGGGUGGUUUGUGAGUACAUCUCCCAGCAGGAGGGAGUGGUGCAAGAGGAACUCACCCUGCUCAACAGAAGCAGAAGGGACAGCAGUGUCCGAGUUCGAUUACAGGCCAGAGUCAUGGAUCGUCACCACGGAACACCAAUGUUGCUCGAAGGAGUGCAUUGUGUUGGUGAAGAAAAACACAGAAAAUAAUGACAGAGAAGAUGUGAUCAAAAAGGUUUGCUUGUGUAAAUGAUGAAAAUAAACCAAACGAUUGAAUGCACAUAUGAAUGUGCCUCCAAAUUUAAACAACGCACAUCACAACCAUGGAGGAUCACUGCAUUUUUCCCGCACUAAAGCAAAAAUAGAGCCAUUGUUCUAGAGUCUACGCAUCACAGGUCUGCUAAUGACAUCACAAAUUCAACUUGAGUUUUUAACAGAAUUAUAAAGGUUAUGCGUUUAAUAACAGUAGAACUGAACCAAAAACAUUUUUUUAAAGAAAAGCAAUACUAGUGCAUCUGGCCAAGGACAAGAAGGAAAUAGUCAUUAAUUCACUAAAUAUUGAGCUUCUCAGAUGCCACAAACUGCAAAGAAAAAUAGUUUAGCUUAGCUGGUCGUUAUUAAAUUUAGAAUGUCUUUUAAGAACACUCAACCUACUUUUUUGAAUUUAAUUUAUUUUUCAAGUACUUCCUGAACGUAAUGCCUAAAUGUGGAAUGUAUGUAUAAUCAUGUACUUAGAAUACACUGUAUAUAGAUGAUUAUAUAAAAAUCAUGUAAUCCUUUUGCUUAACCAUAAUCAAUAAUUCCAACUUCUGUGUUACAAUUCUCAAAUAUUAUGUGUUUUGUUAAUAAAUAAAAAAAA
Messenger RNA from Carassius auratus (goldfish), 1447 nucleotides. Its product is annotated as UPF0687 protein C20orf27 homolog. The record is from RefSeq and is a predicted model, not a curated record. Lineage: Eukaryota; Metazoa; Chordata; Actinopteri; Cypriniformes; Cyprinidae. The coding region runs from base 298 to 798 and encodes 166 amino acids. The transcript has 6 exons.